Sphenostylis stenocarpa is the source of this 2409-nucleotide messenger RNA. The record is from the annotation of a GenBank genome assembly. Lineage: Eukaryota; Viridiplantae; Streptophyta; Magnoliopsida; Fabales; Fabaceae.
AUGAAGCCGGAAUCGCUAGUAAUCGUCGGUCAGCCAUACGGUGUUGAAUUUGUUCCCGGGCCUUGUACACACCGCCCGUCACAGUAUAGAAUGCUGGUUUAUCUAAAGUACUGCUUUACAGGUCUUCCCUUUCCCCCAGGCCGUGGAACUAUACCUCCCACACGUUUACCAUCUCUUAGAAGAGAACUUGUAGAGUUUUUGUUAAAGGACUCAUGUACGUCAAAAUCUCAGAUAAUUUCAGACUUUGUCUCCAGACGACUGCACCCGAAUCUUUAUCUUCUCUUAAAGUUAGACACUGAAGCUACAUUAGAUGUUCUCAGAUGUGCUUUCUUGGGGGAUGAAAUUUCAAAUGCCUGCUCAGCUUCACCGGAUUCAGCCAAUAAACCUAUAGAGGAAGAAAGAAAGGAAGACAAUGUUACUGAAACUCAAAAUGCUUUGAUUCAGAACACAGUUGAUGCUCUCAUUCAAAUAAUUGAUAUGAAUGUUGUUCUGACAGAUACAACCUUUAGUAGUGGUGAUGAUGGGUUGACAAAAGAGUGGCCUUCCAAGGACAUAGGUUAUCUGUUUGAAUUCAUUGCGUAUUAUGUUUCUCUCCAAAGAGCUAAGAUUUCAAAGGGUAUGCUGUGUCAAAUAUUGAAAUAUUUGACAUCUGACAGUCACUUCUCUACCAAUAUUUCUGUUCAUGGUUCAACUCCAAAAAAUAGAGAGAAGCAAGUACUUGCACUUUUGGAAGUACUUCCAAAGUCAGACUGGGAUACGUCAUUUGUGCUAGAUCUAUGUGAGAGAGCCAAAUAUCAUCAGACACUCGUUGAGCUUCACUUAUUUGGCACCCUAGACUUGUCUAAUUUGAGAAAGGAGGAUACUAUGAAUCCCCUUAAUGGAAGGAAGGUUAAGGAGCACCCUGAAGGAGUCAGACAGUACUUAGAGAAUUUAUCCAAUUUCCCCAAGUACAUGCGGGAAAAAACUAUUCAUGUGCCUGAUGAUCUUAUUGAGCUUUACCUUGAGUUAUUAUGCCAGUACGAAGGUAAUUCAGUUCUCAAGUUUCUGGAAAUGUUUGAUAGCUAUCGAGUUGAACAUUGUUUACGUCUCUGCCAAGAAUAUGGCAUUAUAGAUGCAACUGCAUUCUUAUUAGAAAGGGUUGGUGAUAUUGGUAAAGCUCUUUCACUUACUCUUUCUGAUCUAAAUGAUAAAUUCCUUGAGCUUGAUGCUGCUGUGGAAGCUGUAGUUUUAAACCAUCGCAGAGGUGGUUCUUCGCGUGUGGAUGUAUUCGACUCUGUUUUAAGAACAAAGGAGGGAAGUGACAUCCACAAUCUAUUGCGUGCCUGUAUUGGUCUGUGUCAGCGGAACACCCCUCGUCUAAAUCCUGAGGAGUCAGAAGCACAUUGGUUUAACUUACUUGACUCGUUCUGUGACCCAUUGGUUGACUCAAAUGUUGAAGAAAGAACAUAUGAAAGUAAGAAUUAUUUUGGAAUGCUAUCUGGGUCAGCAGAUUCACAGCAGGACAAGGAUACCUAUAAAUGCAGUUGGAAAAUUUCGAAGUCCCGGAAUGGUCAUAUCUUGAGAAAAUUGCUAUCACAGUUCAUUAAAGAGAUUGUAGAGGGAAUGAUUGGCUUUGUUCACCUUCCGAAAAUUAUGUCUAAACUUCUGUCUGAUAACGGUAGUCAAGAAUUUGGUGAUUUUAAACUUACAAUAUUGGGAAUGCUGGGAACAUAUGGCUUUGAAAGAAGGAUUCUGGAUGCUGCCAAAUCGUUAAUAGAGGAUGACUCGUUUUAUACUAUGAGUUUACUCAAGAAAGGGGCCUCCCAUGGAUAUGCUCCCAAGAGUCUCGUGUGCUGUAUUUGUAAUUGCCUUCUUACAAAGAACAAUGUUACUGCUGGAAUUCGGAUUUUCAACUGUGGCCAUGCAAUUCAUCUUCAAUGUGAAGUUUCGGAAGUUGAGGCAUCAAGCAAAGGAUCUUCGUCGGGAUGCCCUCUAUGCAUGCCUAACAAGAAAUUCCAGCAGUCCCGAAACAAAUCAAUCAUUGUAACGAAUGGCUUGGUCAAUAAAUUCUCAUCAAGGCGCCAAUACCCCCAUGGAAGUACCAUUCAUCCUCAUGACAGUGAUUUAACAGAGAAUAUGUAUGGACAACAACAGAUAUCACGGUUUGAGAUCUUGAGCAACCUGCAGAAAAAUCAGAGAUUUAUGCAAAUAGAAAACUUGCCUCAGCUGAAGCUUGCCCCACCUGCUGUGUACCAUGAAAAGGUAAGUAAAGUUGCAAACUUUCUGACAGGCGAAAGUAGCAACAGUUCUUCUGCUAUUGAGAAAGAAAGUAGAAACAAGCAAAACCGGGAGCUAAGAGUUAAGGGUUCAUCGAUUCGAUUUCCUUUAAAAUCAAGUAUAUUUGGCAAGGAGAAGACAAAUAAGCGGUGA